Messenger RNA from Dioszegia hungarica, 2613 nucleotides. RefSeq names its product Pkinase-domain-containing protein. Gene Ontology annotation, biological process: intracellular signal transduction; protein phosphorylation. Bases 1 to 2613 code for a protein of 870 amino acids. The record is from RefSeq and is a predicted model, not a curated record. NCBI's taxonomy places the organism in Eukaryota, Fungi, Basidiomycota, Tremellomycetes, Tremellales, Bulleribasidiaceae. The transcript has 10 exons. Gene Ontology annotation, molecular function: protein serine/threonine kinase activity; ATP binding. Gene Ontology annotation, cellular component: cytoplasm.
AUGCCCCAACCAGCACCCAACACGCCUAAAAACGGGUCACGAGACCUCCCGCCUACCCCUUCCCCACCUCGCGCACGUACACACAAGAAGGGACAGACACGGUUCGAGAAGGAGACGGCGGCGACUGGAGGGAAGAGCGCGGCGGAUCACCCAGGGGAUCCCAAGAUCAUCGGGCCAUGGAGGAUAGGCAAGACCAUCGGGAAGGGGGCUAGUGGCCGAGUCAAGAUCGCCAAACACAACCGCAAUGGCCAAUUCGCAGCUGUUAAGAUCAUCCCCAAGCACGCUCUCCUUAUGGCCUCCCGCAACAGCAUCAAGGACGCCGCGGGCAAGCAGGAGAAGGCCAUCCUCGGUAUCGAGCGCGAGAUCGUCAUCAUGAAGCUGGUCGACCAUCCGAACGUCAUGUGCUUGUACGAUGUAUGGGAAACGUCCAAGGAGCUAUACCUCGUGCUCGAAUACGUCGAAGGCGGGGAGCUGUUCGACUAUCUCGUUUCGCAAGGUCGGCUGCACGCGGACGAAGCCUCGCGCUACUUUCAGCAAAUCAUCGCCGGCGUCGAUUACUGCCACCGCUUCAACAUCUGCCACCGGGAUCUCAAACCCGAAAAUCUCCUCCUCGACUCGGAAGGCAACAUCAAGAUUGCCGAUUUCGGUAUGGCAGCUCUCGAGCCGAGCGGGCGGCUGCUGGAGACGAGCUGUGGAAGUCCGCACUAUGCCAGUCCCGAGAUCGUCAUGGGCGUAAGCUACCACGGUGCAGCUUCGGAUAUCUGGUCGUGCGGUGUCAUCCUCUUCGCCCUCCUCACUGGCCGCCUUCCCUUUGACGACGAAAACAUCCGCGUCCUCCUGCAAAAGGUCAAGAACGGCCGCUUCUCCAUCCCAUCCGACCUUCCUCCAGACGCAAGGGAUCUCAUCGCUCGCAUGCUUGUGGUCGACCCCACCAAGCGUAUCACUAUGCCCGAGAUCAUGAUUCACCCCUUCUUCCAGCGACGCCAAUCUACCGAUUCUGGCCGCAUCGUCCGCACGGUCGACACGCCCAAGCUCGAGGAGGUCGCUCGCCCGGUGAAGUCCGAGUCGGAGAUCGACAAGGACAUCCUCCGGAACCUGCGGACGCUUUGGAGCGGGUGCUCCGAGGAGAAGAUGAUCCGCGCUCUUCUCACGCAUGAGAAGAACAUGGAGAAGGCCUUCUACUUCCUCCUCCUCCAAUACCGCAACAAGAACCUCGAAAACUACAACGCCGAGGCCGAAUCCCCCCAGAAGAAGCGCAUCAAGGAGCACUCGUCCAGCCGAGGCGAGCGCCGGGUCCACUCUCGCCGUGGUUCCGUCUCUGCCGUGGUACCCACCCACGUCAAGAAGCCUCACCGGGAGCAUCGCGAGAAGGACAAGGAGAAUAUCACGCCCAAGACGGCCAGUCGUCCUGCGCCUCCCGCUCCUGGUAAGUCACCCAUGACUCCCUCCAGGCGGAACGUCAUUGGUCCUCGUCCUCCAAGCCGCGGUGCCUCCCCGGCUGCCUCUCCCCAUCCUGACGCUCCCACCAAGUCGACCAUCCGGCUCGUGCAGCAACGCGAGGUCACCGAGGCCGACUCUCCCCGUACACCCGCACAGCCCGUCGUCCAGCCUGCCAAUCCCAUGUCCCCCACCCCGGCGACGUACGCUGUCAACCCUCGUCUGCCCAAAAUCCUCGUCCAGGUCCCUACGCCGCAGAACGAUACACCUCUCGCUGCAGGUCUCGGUCUCAACAUGCCCGUCCAGCCAUCUCAGCCUUCCACCCCUUCGCCUGCUCCCGCUGCCGAGCGCGCCGCUGCCACUGGCAUGACCGGCUCCCCACCUAUCGGCUCCAUCUCGGUCCCCAAGGUCCAGGACGCGGCGCUCCAGAAGUUCUUCCACGACAUUGCCGAGCAGCUACAGCUCAUCGGGUCCGCUAUGGUACCUGAUCAGCUUCUCUCGCCCACUGGCUCCCCAUACCUCGGCACUCCGCAUCUCACGUCCAUACCUGGUUCCCCUCUCAUUGUCGGUCCGAGCCAUGACGCCAAACACAGCUGGUUCUCCAAUCUCUUCAGCUGGAAGCCUGCGACAUUCACGCUCAUCUCGGCUGAUGAUUGCGCCUCGUCCCGUGCGGAGUGCGUCAAGCUGCUCGAGAGCUUUGGGGCCAGCGUCGUCGUCGAGGAUGCGGACGGCUGGGGUAUUCUCAAGUGCCGCGUUGACGAGAUAAGAGAUAUCUCAGGUAUCAUUGUCUCCAAGCAAGUCCGCUUCCGCAUCGAGUUCCUCCCCCAUAGCACAUGGACGACCGCCGCCCCCCGCUCUCCCCGUAUCGAGCGCCAAGGCUCCUACACCGGUUCCUCCUCCGGCUCCGCCAGCGCAAGUACCACCGCACCCCCCUCCCCCCGCUCCACACUCAACACCGGCCGCAACCGCGACAGCCACCAACAAAUCACAACGAGCAUGACGAUGGUGCAGGAGAAGGGCGCCCUUUCUGCCUUCCGGGCGGUUUACGGCCGACUGCGCGCGGAAUGGCGGUUGGAUAGCUUGAAGAGUCCGGCGAUGGGCGGUGCGGGGAGUAGGUUUGCGAGUCCUAUGCCGAGCCCGAUCAUGGGUCAGGAGGCGCAGAUGGUGUGGACGUGA